Rotaria socialis is the source of this 378-nucleotide messenger RNA. Lineage: Eukaryota; Metazoa; Rotifera; Eurotatoria; Philodinida; Philodinidae. The record is from the annotation of a GenBank genome assembly.
AUGCCAACUGGCACACUAGAAGUUAUUAUUGCCGACGGACGUCAUCUUAAAGAUCGUGAUAUUAUCGGUAAAAAUGAUGCUUAUGUCGAAGUUUAUUUAGACAAAAAAUAUAAGCAACGUACAACAAUUAUAAAGAAUUCCAAUGAUCCAAUUUGGAAUGAACGAUUUUCAUUUAAUAUUCAUAAGGGCGAUGAUACAAUUCACUUUGAUGUUUAUGAUGAUGAUCUAGUUGGUCGAGAUUCAGUUGGAAAUUGUAAAGUUAAAUUGAAACAUGUCUUUGAUGGCCGUAAAUUCGAUGAAUGGGUCAAAUUACCAGCUAAAUUAGGCCUUUCAUCUCAUGGUGAAAUUCACAUCAUUAUGAAUUUUACGCCAGUGUAA